GCCGGGCGCUGCUGGGAGCGGGGCGUCGCGGAGCGGGCGGCGGGAGCCGGGCUGCCAUGCAGUCUUCCCAGUCCCACUGGCUGACAGCAGAGGAGAGGAACCAAGUUCUGCUGGAUCUCAAAGCUUCAGGCUGGUCUGAGUCAGGCGAAAGAGAUGCCAUCUACAAAGAGUUCAACUUCAAAAAUUUCAAUCAGGCGUUUGGAUUUAUGACACGAGUUGCUCUACAGGCAGAGAAGAUGAAUCACCACCCGGAAUGGUUCAACGUCUACAGCAAGGUUCAGAUCACCCUCAUUUCCCAUGACUGUGGUGGACUGACCAAGAGAGACGUGAAGCUGGCUCAGUUCAUUGACAAGGCUGCUGCCUCCGUAUAGUGCAGAGUGCCUUUCCCCACUGAAGUGGUAGAUUUCACUGGUACAGCUUCAAGUCAGGCUGUGAUGUCUCCUGUUCCUGGUGGAGGAGUGAAGCGAGUCUCACCAAUGUUUGGACGAUAUCUGCAGCGAACGGUGCAAACUCUGCUGUUAGAAAUUGAUACAGAAUGCCAAUGCUUCGCAUCAAGCCAAUAAAAUCAAAUUCCUCCUUUGUAA
Messenger RNA from Lagopus leucura (white-tailed ptarmigan), 584 nucleotides. It is a transcript of the gene PCBD2, whose product is annotated as pterin-4 alpha-carbinolamine dehydratase 2. Gene Ontology annotation, biological process: tetrahydrobiopterin biosynthetic process. The coding region runs from base 57 to 371 and encodes 104 amino acids. Gene Ontology annotation, molecular function: 4-alpha-hydroxytetrahydrobiopterin dehydratase activity. Lineage: Eukaryota; Metazoa; Chordata; Aves; Galliformes; Phasianidae. The record is from RefSeq and is a predicted model, not a curated record. The transcript has 5 exons.